Messenger RNA from Fraxinus pennsylvanica, 1440 nucleotides. The record is from the annotation of a GenBank genome assembly. Lineage: Eukaryota; Viridiplantae; Streptophyta; Magnoliopsida; Lamiales; Oleaceae.
AUGGAAGAAGAAGAAGAAGAGGGGAUUGUUGUCUCUCCUCUAAUUUCUGAGCAACAAACAAGGCAUGAAGAAAGUGCUUCAGAUUUUAUUGGUGAGUUGAUAGGAGAAGCCAAGCAGCAGCUAAAUUUAGCAUUGCCUUUGAUAGCAGUAAACAUUUUGCAGUAUUGUUUACAAGUGAUUUCGAUUAUGUUUGUUGGACACUUGGGAGAGUUGCCUCUCUCUAGUGCUUCCAUGGCUACUUCUUUUGCUUCCGUCACGGGCUUCAGUGUAUUGCUAGGAAUGGGCAGUGCGUUGGAAACAUUGGCUGGGCAAGCCUAUGGGGCAAAACAAUACCAUAUGCUCGGUAUUUACACCCAACGAGCAAUCUUAGUUCUUUUAUCCUUUAGCAUUCCCCUCUCAUUCAUUUGGUUCUACACCAGCACCAUUCUUAUAAGUUUUGGUCAAGAUCAAGAUAUAUCUAUUGGAGCAGGAGUGUUUAACUGUUGGAUGAUCCCGGGCCUUUUUCCUUAUGGCAUCCUCCAAUGUCUCAACAGAUUUUUGCAGACGCAGAAUACUGUAAUUCCUAUGAUGAUAAGCUCUGGAAUCGCAGCUUUGUUGCACAUUUUCAUAUGUUGGCUUUUCGUGUUUAAAAUCGAGCUUGGAAUCAAAGGAGCAGCUUUGGCUAACGCCAUCUCGUAUUGGAUCAAUGUGCUAUUGUUGGCACUAUAUAUCAAGUUCUCCUCAGCUUGCUCGAAAACUUUCAUGGGUUUUUCAAGAGAAGCCUUUGAUAAUUUACUUGGGUUUUUGAAGCUUGCAAUUCCUUCAGCAAUAAUGAUAUGCUUCGAAUACUGGUCAUUUGAAAUGGUAGUCCUUUUAUCCGGUCUUCUCCCAAAUCCAAAAUUAGAGACAUCAGUAUUAUCUAUAAGCCUUAACACGUGUUGGAUGGUGUAUAUGAUCUCAGUCGGUCUGGGUGGUGCUAUAAGUACUCGGGUUUCAAAUGAAUUGGGUGCCGGGCGCCCACAAUGUGCACGUAGAGCUGUACGUGUAGCAGCAGGGAUUGCCAUUUUAGAAGGUGCAAUUGUUGGAACAACUACCAUUCUUGUUCGGCGUGUUUGGGGAAAGCUGUAUAGCAACAACAAAGAAGUUAUCAGAUAUGUAGAAAAAAUCAUGCCUCUAUUAGCAUUGUCCGACUUUCUAGACGGAUUUCAAUGUGUGCUAUCAGGUGCGGCUAGAGGAUGCGGAUGGCAAAAGUUAUGUGCUUUCAUCAACCUUGGAGCCUAUUAUGUCGUGGGAAUACCUUGUGCUGUGAUUUUUGCGUUCGUCUUUCACAUCGGAGGACUGGGACUUUGGAUGGGGAUCAUAUGUGGACUUUCCAUUCAAGCUAUUGCACUCUUGAUGAUAAAUCUAUGCACUAAUUGGGACAAAGAGGUGAAGAAGGCCAUGGAUGGAGUUCAAAAUUAA